Molecule: messenger RNA, 942 nt
Organism: Cuscuta europaea
Lineage: Eukaryota; Viridiplantae; Streptophyta; Magnoliopsida; Solanales; Convolvulaceae
Source: the annotation of a GenBank genome assembly
GCGAUACUCAAAGCGUGGACUCCCAAUGACGUUGGUUGGAAUCUAUCUCUCUGUCGCGGCCCAAUUUGUGAUGACAGGCACUGACACUGACCAUCCAUGCUCAAGUUGUGGAUCUCACUGGCUCUGGUCGGAAUCAGUCUCUCAAUACCUAAUGUCUUCCAGAUUUCUCCAUUUAUGCCUUCCUUUUCUGCACCACCAUUUACUUCAAUGGGUAGCGAUAAAACAUGAAGUAAGAAUAGAACUUAUAUUUUAGUUAUUCUCUCAAACUUCAAUUAUAUGAUCAAUUCAAGUUAUAUGUCAGUUUAAAGAAAAGGUGAAAUAUUUGCAAUCUCCUCUAACAGAUAUUUUGCACUACCGCUGCAUAUCGGCCUGUUAUAGAGAUGACAAAGCAAGAAAGUGAUAUUGCGGUCACUAAGACCAAGAAGUUGGUUGAUAUGGCAGCCGAUGAUGUUCCAGUAGCUCCACCACAUUCAUCUAGACACCAAUCUACUUGGGAAAGUGUUUAUUGGCCGCCUUACAAUGGAUCACGAAUUGUGCACGACCCAUCCAUGCUUCGUGCAAAGGGACGAUCAAAGUUCACACGAAUUAAGAAUGAGAUGGAUGAAGGUGGCAGAGGAACCGUAAGAUGCGAAAUAUGUAAACAAACCGGUCAUAAUAGGGCCACGUGUGUGAAGAGAUCUUCAGGAGAUGGUGGGGGGGGGUCCACUUCGCACUAUGAAGGUGUCACACUGUGUCAGCAGAUCCAAGGCUGAUUGAUGACCAAGACCAUGACCAAAACGAUAAAGAAGACCAUGAAAAGUUGUAGUCUCUCUAUUAUUGGACGAAAUCAUGUGCACCAAAUUUUGUAGAAACACUUUACUUUUUAACGUACUUUCACCUCCAAACAAAUGAGUAUUGUGUUAUUAAUACUUUUUCAUUUUUUAUGACGUGUUGAUGUGUUUG